Molecule: messenger RNA, 3006 nt
Organism: Harmonia axyridis
Lineage: Eukaryota; Metazoa; Arthropoda; Insecta; Coleoptera; Coccinellidae
Product: general transcriptional corepressor trfA-like
Exons: 3
Coding region: 536-2701 (721 amino acids)
Source: RefSeq, a predicted model, not a curated record
GUAACCUGUCCCCACUGAUCUUGCUUGAAGAGGUGCCUGCAAAAUACAUUCUCUCUUUCUGUUAUUCUUGCUUGAUGUCUGAUAGUAACCGCAAGAACAAGCCUAUGAUUAACAUCUUAAAACGUGAUUGUGAUUUUGUUUUCGAUGAAGAUAAUCGUUCAGCUGAUCAAGAUAGCUAAUGCGCCUUUAGAAUAAUUAAAAAAGUAACGCAGCAUCUCUUUACCUGUUUAUUGAGAUAUUGGGAAUUGUGGAGUGACCAGUUUUCUACUGACCAAAGAAUGUGAAAAGAAAUUUCUGUGCUCUGUGUGUGUUGAUCUUCAUAACCCUUUUUUUAUGGAUGUAGUUUCGAAAAAUUGCAAGGGCAGUUGGAUUUGAGUACUUAAGGCUACGGACUGGGAUGACGUGCCAGUCAUGGGUACCGCUAUGUUGAGCGCUAGGCCAUCCACCACCAGGGUUCCUACAGCAGUAGUUCUUCGGAUGUACCAGUGCCAAGUGCCGUAUCUUCAUCUUCGACACACUCACAACGACGGUGAAAAUGACGUCGGCAAAGUCGCGAUGUGUAGUGUUUUUAAUGACUUUUGUAAUGGCGCAAUGUGUGCCACUAGACUUCACAACAUCCAGGUACAGCGGAGAAACAGUAGAAUUACAUGACAAUAGAUCCCUACCUCUCCUUCUCCUCUCAAAUAGUCACACAACACCUCAAAUAUUUGAUAUCAGCAAUUCCGAAGAAAUUUUUUCAUUACAUGACAACUUACGUGAUGAGUUCAAAGGCCGUCGAUCGAAAAGUCCAAGAAGUCAACAGUUUCACGUAGACGAACUAAUUAGGAAUCUAAGAGCAGUCGAUUUUAGAAAAAACGAUAGUUUUCUAGGUAACUCAACUGAUUUGACUAAGGAAUCAGGUGAAGACGAAUCAAGAAAAUUCAGCAAUAAAAAGAAACCCCAGCUGUAUUCAAAUUUCGAAAGAAAACCUUCGAAUGAUAAAAUUAAUAAAACCCAAACCACUAACUCAAAUCCAAUAAAACCAAUUAACGUUUCAAAAAAUUCCAUUCAUAUCAACAAUACGAAAUCAAAAACCACUAAUUCGAAGAAUUCAUCUCUUUAUAGUAAUUUCGUCACAAAUCCUAUUAGACAUACACAAACGUUGAAACCCUUAUCAAAUAAUAAUAUUUCUUCUUUCAAAAAUCAAAAUAUAAAUAACAACAAAAAUGUAGCGAAAAAACCAGGAGUUUUCGAAAUAAGAGUUCCAAAACCAACCAUAACCCCUAAACCAACAAAAUUCCAAACCAUUACUAAUAAACCGAUAAUAAUAGAGCUCACUAAAGUUCCUCAGAUCUUAAACAGUUUUCAAACGACUAGAAAACCUACAGUAAAAAUUUCAAGAACUCCUGGUUGGGUCAGCAAGAUCAAAUCAACUACUCCAAUCCCAACAACUUCCACCAAGACCAAUAAUUUCGGUUGGCCAAACAACAAAAUCAAAAACAAGAAGGAUUGGAACAGAUAUAAAAACUACACAGAAUUACAUAACAGUGUAACAUCGAAAAAACCUAAUUCGAAUACAAGACGGAAACCUACUUUAACAAGCAGUAUAUCCAAUAACAGAAACAAACCAAUAAAACCGAAUAAGGUAAAAUAUGUUCCAAAGCGCGGACAUAAACCAACAUUAGAAGAAAUAAAGCAGAAUUGGUAUGAAAGCGGAGUUCCAUAUCCCAACCCAAUGCCUGAGAUAAGUUCGAAUUCGCCAACUUUUGCUCUUCCUCCUAUCGAUACCUUGCCGAUAGAGGAAGAUUUAGAGGCGGUGCAAGUAGACGCUGCUGAAAACAAUCCUAUAACAAACGCUUUGAGCACCUUCAAUCUCGAUAUGAGACCUGCGGGUACCAACCUCAAAGAUACCAUUGGAAGUGCUAGUAGUGGAUGUCCUACAGUACAUAUUUCUAGCUCAGUAUUGAGCCCCCAACAAAGACAGGAGUGUUCAGAUUUGAACCUCGUUAUCAAUUCACAUUUCCACCAGAAUACUGCAAGUGAUAGAACACCAACCAUUGAUACUUACCAAGCUGAAAACCCAGAGGAAGAUGUACCAGUAGAAGCAGUGGAAGAUCCAGUAGAGGAAGUGGGUCAGGCUGAAGCAGAUCUACCGGUAGCAGAUGGAGCUGCACAGUUUGACCCUGUCCAAGCAGAUUCAGCUGGAGGAACUCCUGGAACUGGUGGAACUGGAGGUUCUGGAGCUAAUGGAGGUAAUGGGGGCAAUGGUGGAGAUGGUAGUAGCUCUGGUCUUGGUUGGCCAGACAUAAAGGGAAUGUUGGAUGCAGUAGAUUGGCUUGGUAAUAAAUUUGGUUAUCUCUUCAGUUUCUUGAGGAAUCCUUAUUUGUACCUCAUACCAGCGGCUCUAUUUUUCCUUCUUGGAUUUUUCUUAAUAUUGGCUCUGUUUCCUUGGUGGAUACCUUUGUUGUUCUUGUUCGUUGGUAUCAAAGCCAAACAUAAACCUAAUGUUGCCCAUCAUAAACAUAUACACAAACCAAUACAUCACCCAGAUGGUUGGUUCUGGAACCAAAAUACAAAGACUUGGGAAAAUGUACAAGAUUUCUUACAUAGGAGAAGAGUAGAUAAUGCUAAUCUAAAUCAUAUACCUGAAGCUAUAAAUCAGUUCGGAAGAAAAUACGGGUUUAAUAAUCUGAAACUGAAAUCAAUAAAAACGCAUAUUUGAAAAAUUUUCCAAGAGAGCGAGAUUCUCAAGAGAAAUCUCAGUGGAAAUUAUACGUCUAGUCUGUGGAAUCUAACAAAUAUUUCUCAGUUCAAAUGAUUCAGUAAAUCGUUUAGGAUAUUGGAUUGGAUCAAUCUUGAAAUUGAAAUGAUAUCAAGUAUUUGUGGUGUUAUCCUAUUUCAAGUUUAGCAAACUUGAUGAGUGAAGGUAUUUAUUUAUUUAUUUAUUUAUUCCUAUAUUCUGGCCAUAAUUUUCUUACUUUUUUGUGAAUUGUUAUACUUGAAGAUGUAAAUAAAUGUUGAAGAAAA